Lottia gigantea (owl limpet) is the source of this 435-nucleotide messenger RNA. RefSeq lists its product as hypothetical. Lineage: Eukaryota; Metazoa; Mollusca; Gastropoda; Lottiidae. The transcript has a single exon. The annotation marks the transcript as partial. The record is from RefSeq and is a predicted model, not a curated record.
UUUAUCUUUUAUAUAUAUAUAUAUAUAUAUUUUUUGUAUUUAUUUCUACUGUAUGUACAUACACACUAUUUAUACUGCUUGUACACACUCUUUAAACUUAUACUGUGUGUACAGACUACUUUCAUGUACACUGCUUGUAAACAUUUUUUUAUUGCAUGUACACAAUAUGUAUACUGUAUGUCGGCCUACACACUAUUCAUACUGCAUGUACACACUAUUUAUACGGCAUGUAUACACUAUUUAUACGGCAUGUACACACUAUUUAUACGGCAUGUAUACACUAUUUAUACGACAUGUACACACUAUUUAUACGGCAUGUAUACACUAUUUAUACGGCAUGUACACACUAUUUAUACGGCAUGUACACACUAUAUAAUAUAUUAUGUAUGUAGUACACACUUUUUAUACGGUAUUUUUUUUAUUGUAUUUACAUAG